Messenger RNA from Knipowitschia caucasica, 225 nucleotides. The record is from the annotation of a GenBank genome assembly. Lineage: Eukaryota; Metazoa; Chordata; Actinopteri; Gobiiformes; Gobiidae.
AUGCGUUUGUGCCUCCUCAGACAGAUGCUGGCGCAGAUGGCCACUCUCCUCCCUCUCUCUGUGGGACAGGGGGCCAGGAUGAAGGGGCUGAAGGGGAUGGGCGGAGACCGGCUGGCUCUCGGAGAUGGAGCUCGCGAUAAUAAUCAGAGGCGUGAAAUUACAACGCUGAUAUUUGUAGCACCCAUGGGCUCUCAGCUCACCCCGUCCUACAGCACGAGCACGUGA